Molecule: messenger RNA, 1987 nt
Organism: Uranotaenia lowii
Lineage: Eukaryota; Metazoa; Arthropoda; Insecta; Diptera; Culicidae
Product: angiotensin-converting enzyme-like
Exons: 5
Coding region: 278-1885 (535 amino acids)
Biological process (GO): proteolysis
Cellular component (GO): plasma membrane
Molecular function (GO): metallopeptidase activity; peptidyl-dipeptidase activity
Source: RefSeq, a predicted model, not a curated record
CAAACGUUGUUUUCUUUGCUGGUCCCCGGUAGUUUGGGCUGUUCUGCUAUCGAAUACUCUGUUAUGGACCGAAAUCACUGCUCGUCCCAAUGUGGAAUCCGAAAAGGCUGCCCGCCGACUGCUAGAGAGACUGGAGCCGGAAAUUUUACGGCACAACAACGAGGCCACCGAAGCAUCCUGGGCGUACCAAUCGAAUCUCACCCCGGAGAAUCUUGAAGUUGAUAAUGAGCUGCAGGCUCGGAAUGCCAAAUACUUCAAGGAAAUUGCUCGUGAGCUGAUGAAAUUUGAUUACAAAAGCUUCGAGGAUCAGGAUUUGAAGCGUAGAAUAAGCAAACUCACCAGUUUGGGCUAUGCAGCACUGCCGGAGGAAAAAUUCUCGCAGCUGCUGAACGCGGUUUCGAGCAUGUCGGCAAACUACGCCAUGAUUAAGGUGUGCGAUUACAAGAACCGUUCCAAGUGUGAUCUUUCGUUGGAACCGGAACUAACGGAAAUAUUCGCUACGAGUCGUGAUCCGGAAGAGCUGAAGUACUACUGGACUCAGUGGUAUGAUGCGGCAGGAGCACCCACUCGGAAGGAUUUCGACACCUAUGUGGCGUUGAACCGGGAAGCUGCUCAAAUUAACAACUUCAGUUCGGGAGCUGAAGCAUGGUUAGACGCUUAUGAGGAUGAUACGUUUGAGGAUCAGGUCGAUGCGGCAAUCCUAGAGCUAAUGCCACUGUAUGAACAAAUUCAUGCCUAUGUCAGAUAUAGGCUGCGAGAAAAAUAUGGCUCUGAUGUAGUAUCGGAGAAGGGUCCCAUUCCGAUGCACCUUUUGGGUAACAUGUGGGCUCAAACUUGGGAUUACGUUGCUGAUUUCACAACACCGUUUCCGGAUAGUCAGCUUUUGGAUGUCACCGAAGAAAUGGUGAAGCAAAACUACAAUCCCAUUAAAAUGUUCCAAAUGGGUGACGAAUUUUUCGUGUCAUUAAAUAUGACCAAAUUACCGGAGAGCUUCUGGGAGAAAAGUAUUCUGGAGAAACCCGAUGACGGUCGUGAUCUUGUAUGUCAUGCAAGUGCAUGGGAGUUCUAUAACAAAGAUGAUGUGCGAAUUAAACAGUGCACCCAGGUGAACAUGAAACAAUUUGCCACAGUUCAUCACGAGCUCGGUCACAUUCAGUAUUACCUGCAAUAUCAACACCAACCCAGUAUGUACCAUGAAGGUGCCAAUCCUGGAUUCCAUGAAGCAGUCGGAGAUGUUAUCUCGCUUUCGGUAUCAACUCCGAAACAUUUGGAACGUGUAGGACUGCUUAGCAACUUUGAGCUCGACGAAAACGCAAAGAUCAAUCAGUUCUACCGAUCCGGGUUGACCAAACUAGUGUUUCUUCCAUUUGCUUACACCAUCGACAAAUACCGUUGGGGAAUAUUCCGGGGAGAUAUCAAACCAGAGGAAGCCAACUGCAAGUUCUGGGAACUACGAUCGAAGUUCUCUGGAAUCGAGCCACCUGUGGAUCGUUCAGAAAAAGACUUCGAUGCACCAGCCAAGUAUCACGUAUCAGCUGACGUCGAGUACCUUCGUUAUCUGGUGUCGUACAUUGUUCAGUUCCAGUUCCAUAGAUCGGCUUGUGAGUUGGCUGGUGAAUACGUGAAAGGUGACCCGGAGAAGACGUUAAACAAUUGUGAUAUCUAUCAAAGUGCCGAAGCCGGUAAUGUUAUCAAAGCAAUGCUGGCGAUGGGAUCUUCCAAACCAUGGCCAGAUGCAAUGGAGGUUCUGACCGGGCAGAGGAAAAUGAGCGCUGAUGCACUGUUUGAGUAUUUUCAACCUCUCUAUGAUUGGAUGCUGGAAGAGAACAAGCGACUAGGAGCUUUUGUUGGUUGGGAGGAAUCAACAAAAUGCAAAACAGCGUGAAAAGCUUCGGUUAUGCUAUUUAAAUACGGGAAAUUACCUUAAGCAUAGUUCAUCUUUAAUCUGGACGCAUCAAAACGAAUCUAUCUUGGAGUUAUGUUGACG